Molecule: messenger RNA, 1461 nt
Organism: Hyaloscypha bicolor E
Lineage: Eukaryota; Fungi; Ascomycota; Leotiomycetes; Helotiales; Hyaloscyphaceae
Product: FAD/NAD(P)-binding domain-containing protein
Exons: 8
Coding region: 110-1369 (419 amino acids)
Molecular function (GO): FAD binding; monooxygenase activity
Source: RefSeq, a predicted model, not a curated record
CGACAGCAGGAGGAACUAUAUGUUGUAUACCAAAGCAGCCGCAUUAAAACUAAUUUCGAGGACAAGCUGUCUUUCAGUUAUACUUAAUUUUCAUCAGCCAUAAUUCAACAUGAAAGUUAUCAUAGUCGGAGCUGGAAUCGCCGGUCUCUCCGCAGCAAUUGGUUUGCGUCGAGCAGGCCACGAUGUUCAAAUCAUCGAGAAAUCCUCCAUGCUUCACGAAGUAGGAGCCGCUAUCAACGUCUGCCCCAACGCAUCCCGCGUCCUCGACACCUGGGGAUUCUCCGUCAAACGCGCCCGUUUCGUGACAGCUAAAACAGUAAUCUUCGCUUCUGGAGAGACAUUGAAACCGUUUGAUAAGCAGGAUUAUGCAUAUAUUGAGAAGGAGUAUGGGGCUGCGUUUUAUUUUUCGCAUCGUGUGGAUUUGCAUAAUGAGUUGAGACACUUGGCUACGAGAGAGGAGGGACCGGGAAAGCCGGCGGAGAUUUUGGAGAGGAGGGAAGCGGUUGGUUAUGAUCCGGAAGGAGGAGUGGUGAAGCUAUCAGAUGGGACGACGAUGAGAGCAGAUUUGAUUAUUGGGGCUGAUGGGAUCCAUUCCAAAGCCGUAAAGUCUGUCGUUGGCUACGAAAACCCUGCUGUUCCCGUGGGCAUCUCUUGCUUUCGAUUCCUCUUGCCGAGUCAAGAGAUUUUCGACGAUCCUGAGACUGCUGGGUUGAUGGAGAAUCAUGAUGGGAGAGGCAGAAGCUAUGUAUCUUCGAAGGAUGGCCAUCUACGAAUCAUCAUGUAUCCGUGCAGAGAAAAUCAGGUGCAAAAUCUGGUUUUUACGUGUCCGGACAGCGAGAAGCUCAAUUCCUCAGAAGGUUGGAACAUCCCUGUUGAUAAAAGUGUUAUGCUUGAGGAAAUGAAUGGCUUCCAUCCAUCUCUGGAAGCAUUAUUGAGGAAAGCAAGCAAUGUCAAGCUCUGGAAACUUCUCUUCAGAGCUCCUCUUCCCACAUGGCAUAAAUCUCGCGUUGCACUUAUCGGUGACGCAGCACAUCCAAUGCUUCCAUACCAAGGCCAAGGCGGCGCACAAGCCAUCGAAGAUGGUUGUGCUCUCGGCCUUCUUUUCACCAAUUUCUCCGCGACAGACGCUACCUCCAUCUCAUCUCGUCUAGAUUCUUUCGAAAACGUGAGAAGAAAUCGUGCAAGUGCUAUGCAGAUGUUUUCGAACGCUGGGCAGGAUGAAGCAGAGAAAAUAAGGGAGUCGGCGCUGCCUUAUGUGAAAGAUGGGAAGGUGCCAUCAAAUCCGAAGGAGUAUACGGAGUACAAUUUUAGGCAUGAUGUGGUCAAGGCGUGCGAGGAGGAAUUGAGGAGGAUAGGGGAGAAGAACUAGUUAGGCAUUAGUGUUUUUAUUACGCUGGAAUUCGAACAAACUCGACUAUACUUCCAAAGAAAUGAUUUAUGGGCCCUAAUUUUGGGGAGUCC